Messenger RNA from Salpingoeca rosetta, 466 nucleotides. RefSeq lists its product as uncharacterized. The record is from RefSeq and is a predicted model, not a curated record. The transcript has 4 exons. NCBI's taxonomy places the organism in Eukaryota, Choanoflagellata, Craspedida, Salpingoecidae. The coding region runs from base 1 to 264 and encodes 87 amino acids.
AUGUUGUUGUCGUUGUUGUUGUUGUUGUUGUUGUUGUUGUUGUUGUCACUGCUGCUGCUGGUGGCUGUAUUCUUGCGUGCAUCACCCCCAGAUGUGUCGGGUGAUUUCCUCUUUCCCGCACACACGCUCGUCGACUCGUUCUCCAUCCAAGCUGUCAACCUGCACGACCGAGCAGCUAUGGUCGGCACACAUCGCUUUCCAUCGCACCCGCACACCAGCGAACAAAAGCACGCCAGCGAACAAGACGAUCGCGGCGCUGCGUAGCCAACACCAACACGCCUACAGAUAGAUACAGGCACAGCCACAGCCACAAAGCUCUCAAAGAUGGAAGGGUGUGAGGGGUGAGGUGACAAACACGGGACGUGUCCUCGCAAACACAUGGCAGCGUUACAAACGCAACCAUCUGUGCAAGGGAUGCAAGGGGGAAGAGGGAGGAGGAACAAUAGCUCUCAGAGCACAAGCGAAU